Messenger RNA from Nerophis lumbriciformis (worm pipefish), 644 nucleotides. RefSeq names its product mitochondrial contact site and cristae organizing system subunit 13 (gene micos13). The record is from RefSeq and is a predicted model, not a curated record. Gene Ontology annotation, cellular component: MICOS complex; mitochondrial crista junction. Gene Ontology annotation, biological process: cristae formation. NCBI's taxonomy places the organism in Eukaryota, Metazoa, Chordata, Actinopteri, Syngnathiformes, Syngnathidae.
CUUGCCGUAAAGCCUCACCAGAGGAUUGAAUGGAACUUUAUUGACACACCCUUGCUAACAACUAACAGUGUCCUUCACCGCGUCUACUUUAAAGCUGUGCUUGUUGGUUUGAAAGGGAAAGCGCUCUUUUGUGGACCAUGGCGGCAAAGGUGUUACCUGUGAUCAAGCUGGCCACUAAGGUGACCAUUGCAGGAGGGGCUCUCUAUGUCGCCUACGAUUCCGGGCUCCUGGGCAGCAGUGAGCAGGGCUCCGAGGCUUUGGGGCGGGCCGCAUCAGCCAUACCGCCCGCUGUAGAGGAGUGGAUGAAGUACUUUGGCUUGGAGGCUCAACUUCCAACAAUACCGAAGGUUGAAUUCUCUCCUGUCCAAACUUGGAAUUCAGGAGUGCGGCGGUCCAUUUCAGCGCUGUCAGACGGUCCGAGGAAAGCAGCUGACUAUUCCAGUCAGGGUUUGCAGUAUGUGAAAGACCUCACCAAGUAGAUGCUUAUUGUUAGUAAUAUUCAAGACGUUGCACUCAAUUGACAUGUCCUCAAUGCCUAUAGAAGAAGCACGCAUGUUAAAAUCAGGGUUCCACUAAAGAGGAAUGGAUGUGCGGGUUAUGUUGUACAUAAUGCUAUAAAGUGAAAAUAUGUUUUUAAAAAACAA